Messenger RNA from Trametes versicolor FP-101664 SS1, 1329 nucleotides. Its product is annotated as cystathionine gamma-synthase. Gene Ontology annotation, biological process: transsulfuration. The coding region runs from base 35 to 1222 and encodes 395 amino acids. The record is from RefSeq and is a predicted model, not a curated record. The transcript is spliced from 12 exons. Gene Ontology annotation, cellular component: cytoplasm. Gene Ontology annotation, molecular function: pyridoxal phosphate binding; carbon-sulfur lyase activity. NCBI's taxonomy places the organism in Eukaryota, Fungi, Basidiomycota, Agaricomycetes, Polyporales, Polyporaceae.
GCCCCUGGGUGCUCUCACAACUAACACGACCACGAUGGCAUCGAAGGUUGCCACGAAGCUGAACGGCACACAGCUCAUCCACGCCGAUGACGAGCUUCACGGUGCGGAGGUAGCGCCCUCCAUCUCCGUCUCCACCACCUUCCGGGCGCCCAACCCGCUGGAGACGACCGACGCGGAUGAAUUUGACGUGUGGAACCCCACUCGCCAUAUCUACUCGCGCUACACCCAGAACGUGAGCGGCCGUGCCGAGCGCGUCCUCAGCAAGAUCAACGACGGGUACGCUAUUACGCUCGCUUCUGGGCUCGCUGCCACCUACGCCGCCCUUGUGUACUUCAAACCCAAGCGUAUCGCCAUUACCGGAGGGUACCACGGCUGCCAUGCCUCUAUCGACGUCUACAAGCGCACCCGUGAGACUGAGCUGCCCCUCAUCGGCAUCGACGAUGAGUUCCAGCCUGGCGAUCUCUGCUGGCUCGAGACUCCGCUCAACCCGACCGGAGAGGCUCGUGACAUCAAGUACUACGCUGACAAGGUCCACGCCGCCGGUGGUUGGCUGCUCGUGGACUCGACCUUUGCCCCGCCCCCCAUCCAGUACCCCUUCAAGUGGGGUGCGGAUAUCAUCAUGCACAGCGGCACGAAGUACUUCGGUGGACACUCUGACCUGCUCUGCGGUGUUCUGGUUGCCCCCACCCUGGAGAAGUGGAAGGAGCUCUGGCACAUCCGCACGUUCCUCGGCAACAUGAUGGGCUCGCUCGAGUCUUGGCUUCUCCUGCGCUCCCUCCGCACCCUCCACUUGCGCGUGCCGCGCCAGUCGGAGAACGCCUACGAGCUCGCGCAAUGGCUAUCCAAGGCCGCCGGGGGCAAGUCCUCUGAUGGUAUCCCCGCUGGCAUUAUCGAGAAGGUGUGGCACUCAAGCCUGCAGGGCGUGGACGCGCGCGGGUUCGACCCGAAGACUCAGCUUGAGGGCGGAUGGAACCCCACGUUCGCGCUGAUUACGACGAAGGAGGUAUACGCGGCGCUCCUGCCGCACACCGUCAAGUACUUCAUCCCCGCAACCAGUCUCGGCGGCGUCGAGUCGCUCAUCGAGCAGCGCAUCCACUCCGACCCGGGCGCUGACCCGCGCCUCAUUCGCAUCAGUGUUGGUAUCGAGGACGUCGAGGAUCUCAAGAACGACUUGAGGAGGGCCUUCCAGGAGAUCCUCAAGCACCCCAAGGCGAAACUUUGAGCAACUCACUAGAGCUUGUGUGUCGUUUUGUGCUCUGUAGAAUUUAGAAAGAAGGUUUGGACGGUGGUUUGGCGGUACUACUACCGUUUGUGCAAUUCAUGUGUUGG